Penicillium argentinense is the source of this 1248-nucleotide messenger RNA. Its product is annotated as epoxide hydrolase family protein. Gene Ontology annotation, molecular function: epoxide hydrolase activity. Lineage: Eukaryota; Fungi; Ascomycota; Eurotiomycetes; Eurotiales; Aspergillaceae. The coding region runs from base 1 to 1248 and encodes 415 amino acids. Gene Ontology annotation, biological process: epoxide metabolic process. The transcript is spliced from 3 exons. The record is from RefSeq and is a predicted model, not a curated record.
AUGUCGCCCGUCGCAGCUUCUGCAGCCACCCCCGUACAACAGUCAAAGUACGCGGGACUCAAUUUCAGUUUUCCAGACACCAGAAGCCCCCAGCGCUUCAAUUUGAAUGUCAAUCAGGAUUUCGUUGAUUACGCCAUACGAAAAGUGCACGAUUACCGCCCGUCACCGGUUUUCUCCUCGAGCUGGACUGCUGAAGGACCCCCUGCAGGGGCUUUAACAAGCCUUGCAGACUAUUGGGCCAAGACCUAUGACUGGAGGAAAGUCGAAAAGCAAAUGAAUGAGCAGUUUGCUCAUUACGCGACCACCGUUCCUGGAAAUGGCGACUAUACCGCGCCUAUUCCUCUUCAUUUUGUCCACGAGCGAUCCAACGACAAUGCCGCUACUCCGCUUCUCCUUAUCCAUGGUUGGGCAUCUACUCAUUUGGAAUGGUCUCGUGUCAUCGAGCCUUUGACGCACGGAAGCAACAACAAAUCGUUUCAUAUCGUCGCUGUGGACUUACCGGGCUUCGGAUUCAGUCCAGCAGCAACAAUGCCAGGCCUCCGCGCAAGAGAGAUCGGCAGAGCUUUCGAUGCGUUAAUGAAACAACUCGGCUACGAGAAGUACGGUAUCGUGACGACCGACCUUGGCUGGUUGAUUGGAAUGUGGAUGGUGGAAGAUGUCCACGACAGCAUCGUCGGUCACUUUACUGAUUUCUUCUUGGUCCCCGCGAGCGAGUCUGAUCUUGCCCGGCAAGCUAGGGGCGAAACCACAGAGGAGGAGAACAACUUCAUGGCAACAGCAGCUGAAUGGUUCACGAAACAUGCUUCCUAUGCCACAGUGAUGAACCAAAAGCCCUCUGCCAUUUCUUUCGCGUUCACAGAUAGCCCUGUUGGCUUUGCGGGUUGGUUGUGGGAUCUCAAAUACGGAAGCUCCGACGGGUACCUUUACGAGCACGAAGAGCUCAUUACAGACACGAUGCUACAGUGGAUACAGCCGCCAUACCAUGCUAUACGAGCCUAUUCGGACAUGAAUCAGCCUGACCAAGUCAUGCUGCCUAGGUCGAAUAUCCCAACCGGCGUGACGCAGUGGGGAGGUGUGAAUGGGCCAUUUACUUCCCUUGCUAAGUGGCCCUUAACACCACGAACCUGGAUUGAACGAAUGGCCCCGGUUACUUAUUUCAAGCGACACGAUUUUGGUGGUCAUUGGCCAGCGGUCACCCAUCCUAACCUGUGGGUCAAUGAUGUGGUAGAGUUCUUCUCUAGCUUGUAG